UUUUUUUUUUGUAAGUUUUUUUUUAGUGUUGGCUAUCCUGUGUGGUAAACAGCAACAAAAUUGGAAGUGUGAAACAAAAAUUUGGAAAAUUAAUAAAAUAACUGUUAAAUUGUAUGAAAAAGCCUGUGUUUAAUCAAAAAACAUGAUUGAAAGUAUCCUAACCUCACUUUUUUUUCGAUGCUAAAGAAGAAAAAGAAGAGUUAAUUAUUAAAUAAACAUUUUUUAAAAAAUUUAAAAAAAAUUUUUAAAUUAUGUCGACAACUGUAACGAAUUCCGUAAGUAAUAAUCAAUUACAAAAUUCAAAAAUAAUCAUUGAACCAAUAAGAUUGACAUAUUUGAAUCCUUCAUUUACAUCUUCCGAUGUAAUUGCCCUCGCAAAUCGAAAGGAUAUCUGGCAUAAAUUCAUUAUUUUUCAUUCAGGAAUAUCUUCGAAAUCUGAUAUUCUUGAUUCAAUAAUAUCGGCCGGUUCAUUGGAAGUUCUUAUUCCAGUUUAUUAUAAUGAAGAAACAAAAACAAAAAUUUCAUUUCUAACAAAAUGCGGUGUACAAUUGAUUGACAGUCUUGUAAAAUAUAAUUUACAAAUACCUGUUUUAACAACAGGUGAAUAUUUACGAAUAGACAUUAUUCUUGGAUAUCAAUCAGUGAAUGAAUUAAUUUUAAAUCCACAAAAUAUUAUUUGUCGUGUCGGUCAACAAAGAUAUGAUGCUAAUCGAAAAUUAUUAAAUUUUGAUAAUUUUCGUAAUGACAAACAACUUGGAUCGGUUUAUUGUUCAAUUUCAACUCCAAAAUGUUUAAAUCUUGCUCUACGUUGUCUUAGAAGUGCAUUAUUAAGUAAUUCACGUGAAAUGAAACUUCCCGUUCGUGAAUUAUCAAUGAGAUCAAAUGAAUUUAUGAUUUUUUUACCACAAGAGAAAUUCUUUAAUUUUCAUUUGACAAAAAUUGAUUUUCGUAAUAAUAAAUUAACGGAUUUUCGUCAAUUGGCUUAUUUUUCGGAAUUUAAUAUUCUUGAAUUGUGGAUGGAUGGAAAUCCAGUUUGUACAAAAUAUAGUCGACCUGAUGAUUAUGUAAAAGCAGCAAAAACAGUAUUUCCACAUCUUCAAGUACUUGACGGUGUGAUGAUUGGUGUGGAGAAAAAAUUUGUACCAACGAUACAAAAACAUUUUUUGGGUGAUGGGACAAAACUUCUUCUAGUUAAACAAUUUGUAAAACAUUAUUUUAGUUUAUAUGAUCAAAAUGAUCGAUCAGUAUUAAAUGGACUUUAUGAUACGGGCGCAAUGCUAUCAAUGACAUUGGGAUCAAUAACAAAUUUUAAUCAUAUGCAAAUGAUUAAGUCAUUUGCAGUGAAUCGAAAUUUAUUAAAAUUUGUCGAUUAUGCGAAAUGUCAUGAAUUUUUAUUACACGGUCCAGAGGAUAUUAUUUGUACUCUUAUACGACAACCAAAGACAAGUCAUAAUGUUAAAACAUUUCAUAUUGAUUUAAUUUAUCAAUCGAAUAAUUGUUUUUCAAUUGCUAUUCAGGGACAUUUUUUAUUUCGUGAUUGUCCAUAUCCGCCAUUAGCGUUUACACGAACAUUUAUUAUUAUUUCCAAAGAGGAUAAUGAAUUUUGUAUUUGUAAUGAUCAAUAUCAUAUUGAAAGUGUUUUACCCGAUUCAAAAGUACUUCAAAAUAAUGAAUAUCGUGAAAUUAAAUUACCACCACGUUAUGAAACGGUACCAUUGAGUAGUACAGAAAAAGAGCAACUUUUACGUUUUUUACAUGAAUUAACGGGAAUGAAUCGUGAAUAUUGUGUAAAAAAUUUAGAAAAAAAUAAUUGGAAUAUUAGAGUAACUAUUAAAAAUUUCAUGCAAGCUUAUACAUUAAAUGAAGUACCUUUUGAAGCAUUUCGAUAGUUUUAAUAAAUAACGAAAGCAUUUGAAAUACUUUUGUAAAAUACAAUUUUUUUUUAAUAAAUUAAGUUUCGAAAAACUAAAAAAACAAGAUAUCAAAUAAAUAUUAAUAACUAUUACAAUUGUACAAGAAAAAAUCAAAAAACUUCUUUAUUAAUGUAAAAAAAAUAAUUCAACUUUUUAAAUAUUUUUUAUUAAAUUUUGGUUUUUUUUAAUGUCCAAUAGUGAUGGUUAAAUUAUUUUAAUUUUAUAAAUUAUAAUGAGAUAAAUUUAGAUUAAAAAUAAUGUAAAUUGUAAAUUGCGAAGAAAGAACAAAAGUAUGUAUUAUUUUUAUUUUAAGAAUGUAAUUGAAAGCAUUUUUACAUAUAUUUGUAUGAAUCGCACAAAUGUAUUAAAUUUUGUAUUUUCA
Leptopilina boulardi is the source of this 2295-nucleotide messenger RNA. Its product is annotated as nuclear RNA export factor 1-like. The record is from RefSeq and is a predicted model, not a curated record. Gene Ontology annotation, cellular component: nucleus. NCBI's taxonomy places the organism in Eukaryota, Metazoa, Arthropoda, Insecta, Hymenoptera, Figitidae. Bases 252 to 1889 code for a protein of 545 amino acids. The transcript is spliced from 2 exons. Gene Ontology annotation, biological process: poly(A)+ mRNA export from nucleus. Gene Ontology annotation, molecular function: protein binding; RNA binding.